AAUUUUAGCAUCGCCACGCGAAUGUAAUUUCAUCUAUUUCUUUUGCAAAUAAAUUACAAAAUGUCGCACUUGGUGAAAAUGGAAAAUGGCCAGAGCCAGACCAUACAGGAAAUGUUGGGUUGCAUUGAGCGCUACAAUCCGGACCACUUAAAGAUACUCGAAUCGUAUGUUCAGGACCAGGCUAAGAACAACACCUACGAUUUGGAAGCAAAUUUGGCCGUCCUCAAGCUGUAUCAAUUCAAUCCUCACAUGCUCAACUUCGAUAUCACCUACACAAUUCUGCUAAAGUGUUUGACGAACUUGCCGCACACGGACUUCGUGAUGGCCAAAUGUUUGUUGCUGCCGCAGCAGAUGAAGGAUGAGAAUGUGCAGACAAUUAUUGACUUGGCCGAUAUAUUGGAACGUGCCGAUUUUACAUUGUUCUGGCAACGCGCUGAGGUCAAUCGCACGAUGUUCCGUCAUAUCAGCGGCUUCCAUGAUUCCAUACGCAAAUUUGUUUCCCAUGUGGUGGGUAUCACGUUCCAGACAAUCAAGAAGGAUUUGCUGAAGGAGCUGUUGGGCGGCAUUGAAGACUCCACACUGGAGAGUUGGAUUAAGCGCAACGGCUGGAAACAUCAGGGACAGGAUCUUGUGGUCGUAGCCACCCAGGACGACAAAAUCAAGACGAAGAACAUUACGGAAAAGAUCGAAUUCGAGAAUGUGGGUGCACUGAUGGCACAAUGUAUCUAAGCUAAUUAAGGUUUACAUCGGUUAAGUGAUGCUCGACAUGCCAAUAAAAUCCAGGCAACGACAUUUAUCAACUAAA
Messenger RNA from Drosophila arizonae, 805 nucleotides. It is a transcript of the gene eIF3k, whose product is annotated as eukaryotic translation initiation factor 3 subunit k. Gene Ontology annotation, cellular component: eukaryotic translation initiation factor 3 complex; cytoplasm. Gene Ontology annotation, biological process: regulation of translational initiation. Gene Ontology annotation, molecular function: translation initiation factor activity; ribosome binding. The record is from RefSeq and is a predicted model, not a curated record. NCBI's taxonomy places the organism in Eukaryota, Metazoa, Arthropoda, Insecta, Diptera, Drosophilidae.